This is a messenger RNA of Ornithodoros turicata, 1006 nucleotides long. RefSeq lists its product as uncharacterized. NCBI's taxonomy places the organism in Eukaryota, Metazoa, Arthropoda, Arachnida, Ixodida, Argasidae. The coding region runs from base 124 to 942 and encodes 272 amino acids. The transcript has 4 exons. The record is from RefSeq and is a predicted model, not a curated record.
AUUGGUUCCAGUAAUUCUGCCGGGAAGUGCGUGCGAGUAGAGUGGUGGGAUGAAAUAUGUUCUCGGUGAAAUCAGAGCUAAAUGGCGAGGAUUGACAACUGUGAGUAGCCUGGAGCCACAAGUAUGCACGUGCAUUCAAGCGUUCUCUGCUUCCUGCUUGUUGUCGGCGUCCAUGCCGACAGCGGCGUUGAGGAAUCCAACGAGUACAUGGACAACCUGCUCUCUGAGACGUUCCCCCGCUUCAGCGGUAUUUUCGACGAGGCGCCACUCAUCGACUUCAAGAUCAAACUCAACAGGAGGCCACUAAUCAGCGGGCCAGAGCUCCUGAUCCGGGAAAGUAUGGAUCGUAGUGCCAACAGCAUCGCUCCAGCCCGCCCCGUUCGACUGCUGAACACAGGAAGGAUCCUGGCGAUGACCGACUCUGGACGUAGCUUUGCCAGUCACUGGGACGUGAAGCGUUCGGUUGGGCCCAGCGAGGACUUCGUGGAAAACGAUGAUCUGGAGAUGCAGUUGAAACACAGCCGAAUAACGAGCUUCGAUAAAAUGAAGAGACUCGGAGAUUGUUCGCCGCCGAUGCCGCAAUCGGGCAACGUCACUUUGUCUUGUUUCUUGACGUUAGAUGGAGUCAAAGCCCACUAUCUCGGAUAUAUCAAGGAGGAAUACGCAGUUACUGACAUAACAGCUACUUUGAAGAACUCCACAGCAUUCAUUGAAGUGACAUCGUUUCCAGGUGGACAACCGACGUUGGUUGCGUGGGUUGUCUCUCCGUUCGGUCUGGAGAUGAGUUAUUCCAGAAACAUCAAUAUAGCCGCCGGACUAAGGGCAAGACUGCUCAGCGAAAUCCAAAGAAGAAUCAAGACAUACGUGACCAUGUUCUUGAACAAGGAACUUAGAAAAGGUUUCGCCAAUGCUGUAAAAUUCGACCCUCUACCACCUCUCUAAAACGAGAUGGAUGUUUUGUAAAGUGUGACUAAUUUUGGAGGAGAUAAAGUGUUCUUCUGCCAAG